This is a messenger RNA of Lates calcarifer (barramundi perch), 5514 nucleotides long. It is a transcript of the gene trak2, whose product is annotated as trafficking protein, kinesin binding 2. Gene Ontology annotation, cellular component: dendrite. Gene Ontology annotation, biological process: neurogenesis; anterograde axonal transport of mitochondrion. The record is from RefSeq and is a predicted model, not a curated record. Gene Ontology annotation, molecular function: GABA receptor binding. Lineage: Eukaryota; Metazoa; Chordata; Actinopteri; Centropomidae.
AACUUGAUGAUUCGCGUGGCUGUUUGCCAUCUCCCUCCCUACUCCUCCAUUGUUUGAGGCUUUGGUAAGAGGAUUGACAGGCACCUCAUGUACCGCUGGAACUGCCCAUGGUGUGGAUAAAUAUCGACAUAGGGUAAAGGUGUGUGUGGGCACCGCCCGUCAGUGCAGGAACAGGAUGUGAUGUCACAGAAAUAGCAGCUUCUCUUUCUGUCAAGCUUUGUGUUUGCGAGUGGGGAGGCCCCCCCUCCCCACUCCGAGGACAGGACAUGUUUGAAGUCAAACCCCGGGCGGUGGAGAAGAAAGAGUCGAGCACAGAGACAGAUGAGGGGCUGGGCAGCAGCGGGAGGCAUUAUGGCUCUGGCUCGGUGGGCUCCGGUUCGGCCGGUUCGGGCUCUGUGUACCUGUCAGACAGCCAGGACUGGGUGGUUUCCCCGAGCUGCUCUCCUGACGAAGGCUCCGCACAGCACAACGCCAUCUCGCCGAUGCUGGCAGAGGAAACAUUCCGCUACAUGACAUAUCUUGCUUUGGAGCCCUCCUCUUAUUCCCAUCCCGGCUCUCAGAGCCUCUCCAAAGUCCUCAGUGCUGAUCGUGUGGAGCAGAUGACCAAGACGUACAAUGACAUCGAAGUGGUCACACACCUUUUGGCUGAGCGGGACAGAGACUUGGAGCUGGCAGCUCGGAUCGGUCAGUCACUCCUGCAGAGGAACCACCUGCUGCAGGAACGCAAUGAGGCCUUAGAGGAGCAGCUGGCACAGGCCCUGGACCAGGUUCAUCAGCUGCAGCAUGAACUCAGCAAGAAGGACGAGUUGCUGCGGAUGGUGGCCAGCGCCUCGGAGGAGAGCGAGACCGACUCCAGCGUGUCCACCCCCCUGCAGCAGUCUCAGCCGCCGGGGGGAACUACCGCCGCCGCCGCGCUCAGCCAGCUGGAGCUCCUGCAGAGCAAGCUGCAGGAGCUGGAGGAGGAGAACCUGACGCUGAGGUCUGAGGCGUGUCAGCUGAAGAGAGACACCAUAACCUACGAGGAGAAGGAGCAGCAGCUAGUGAGCGACUGUGUGAAGGAGCUCCGUGAGUCCAACAGCCAGAUGGUGUCUCUGACAGACGAGCUCUCUCAGAAGAACGAGGAGCUGCUCAGACACCAGGAGGAAAUCGCUCAGCUGCUCUCCCAGAUAGUGGAGCUGCAACACAGAGUGAAGGAGCUGGCUUUGGAGAAAGAGGAGCUGAGGAUCCACCUGCAGGCCUCCAAAGAUGCUCAGAGACAGCUCACAGCAGAGCUGAACGAGUUGGCGGAGAGGAACGCUGAGUGUGUGGAGAUGCUCCACGAGUCUCAGGAGGAGAUCAAAGAACUCCGCAGUAAAAACACUCCCUCUGCAGGGAUGCGGAGGCACCUUUCCUACGGCCUCUACCCCAUGGACUCCCUGGCAGCAGAGAUCGAGGGCACCAUGAGGAGAGAGCUGAGUGUAGAGGAGGAGACAGCCUUUCAGGACCAAAGAAUAUCCCAGAAGCGAGUCUUCCAAACAGUCCGCUCUGUCAACGCCUCAGCAUUGCGAGCAGCUUCAGCCACCCCUCCAAUCCCCGGUUCAGGACAGAGCUCUCUAGUGAUGACUGCACAGCCCUUCCAGUCCAUUCAGGGGGAGGAGGUGAGAAUGGGUCAGCCCGGCUCUCCUGGUGGAAACGACCUCACCAGAGCCCUCCACCGUCUGUCGCUGCGACGACAGAACUUCCUGUCAGAGCGACAGUUCUUCCAGGCAGAGCGCGAGAAGAAGCUGCACGCCCUGGCGGGGGCGGAGGGAGACGGCGAGGGCAGCGGCUGCAGCUCACCGAUGGGCAGCGUGCUCUCCUCUUUCUCUAACCUGUCAGAGCUCUCCAUCACCUCCAGCGUUUUUAAGACCUUCCUGCCUGAGAAGCUUCAGAUCGUCAAACCCAUGGAAGGCUCACUGACGCUCCAUCACUGGCAGCAGCUGGCCAAACCACACCUGGCCACCAUCCUGGACCCACACCCAGGUGUUGUGACUAAGGGUUUCCGCCCACUGGCUCAGGAUGCUGUUUACCACCUGUCUGACAUGGAGGAGGACGAGGAGGAUGAAGAGCACAGAGGGGCCGGUGUCCUGGAGAAGGGGGCCGCAGAGCGGGGUAAGGAAGAGGAGGAUGAGGAAGAGGAAGAGGAGGGCGGGAUCACCUUCAAGGUGCGCUACACAUCUACGCCAGAGGAGAGGAAGGAGAGAAAGCAUUCGGUGUCACCUCUCCCUGCCCCGCCUCUCUCCCCCACCGUGCCGACAUCUCUGACACCUGCACCUCAUCAUGUCACUGAGACAUCCAGCCUAUCAUCUCAGCCCAUUCCAACAGCAACGGUCCAAUCACAGAGUCAGAUCUGCACCCCAGCAUCAACAACAGCUACUUCCUCUGUCCAAAAUCCAGGUAAGUGUCAGAGCUCCACCUUCUCCACCUACACCUUCACGACCUGCCGCAUCCUGCACCCCAGUGACAUCACACAGGUCACCCAAAGUUCUCAGUCAUCUCUUAUGGCUAACACACCCAGCUCCAUGAGGACAGGACCCAGUACCCCAGUGACUCCCUGCAGACUGAGCCUGGGUGACUCCUUUCCCCCUCGGCGCCCCCCCGCGUCCACCAGCAGCCUGGCAAAGCUGGUCCUGGAGAGGGGCAUUUCUGCACAAGUGUCCACCGACACCCCACCUUCAUCUCCGAAACCCGCACCCCGGCAGCCCCUCUUCCGUUUCCUCCCGAGCACACCGCCUAACUCCCCCACCCACUCACCUGCUCCUUCCCCUGUGCCCCCAGAGACCCGCCAGCACCCAGCUGACAAUUUCCUAGCCUCGCGGCCGGCAGAGCUUUUCCUCCAGGACGUUUACGGGCUGAAUCUGGGCCGCGCCCCACAUCCCGACCUACCGAGCCCCUCCCAGGAAACCCCAGCCCUUGCGCCCUCAGGUCGAGCCAGGAUGGACCCGGUCAACGUCAGUCUGGUGGAGCGGCUGCGGCGGCUGGGAUUCACUAAGGUGCUCCACGGCUCGGAAUCCGAGGCCUCAGCGCCACGCCAGGAUUCCGCUACUUUUGUGUCGACAGGCGGCGGGAGCCUAUUGGACGGCCUGAGGCGCAACCAGAGCCUCCCGGCCAUGAUUGGCGCCAGAGCAGGAAAGUCAGCCCCUCAUCCUACGCCUCCUCACCCCACCUCCCUGGCCCUACCCCCUCCACCGUGGGGAAACCUUAAAGAGCGGCGCCGGCACCUCGCCUCCAUCUCCCACUGUCCCGUCAAGUUCAGCUAAGCGCUGAACAGGAGGAUGGGCUGUGAGGGCACUGACUCCUUAACAUGAACCUCCUCCUUUACACCUCCAUCCCCUUUCUUCCUCCCCUCAUCUCUCCUCCUUUCUGCCUUCGGAGAGACGAGUCAGGGCAUCGGUGGGCAAAACAAUCCCUCCUUUUUAACGACUUAAUUUUAAAGCACAAUUGAGCUAAACCUGACUGUUUUUAGCAACAUCGUGGUGUCUGUGUGUGUAGAUGUUUGCCAUGAUGCUAGUUGUAAGGCCUUAGCUCACCUCUGGACAGGUUAUUCAGCUCUGUACCUUCUCAGUCGCGUUAUGAAGUAGGCUCUGUAGUUUUCCUUAGAGGCUCUGGAUGUUUAGGCGCAGGCGGAGGAGGGAGGGAACACGUAAGUGGAUGAAGGUUUGUGGAAGUGGAUUAGAAAAGAAUAAAAGAUAUAAGGCACAGUAGAGCUAUGAAGAGAAGAGAAAGCAGUAGCUGCAUGUUUAUUCAUGUAAGGAAAAGAAAGAAAGUGUGAGAAGGUAAAGGUGAAGAGAGGAGGACUGAGCAUCCAGAGUCUUGCUAUUUCAAGGGCUUGUUCUGUAGUGGGUUGGAAAAGCUUUAGUCUGUAAUAAAAUAGCGUCAUAUUAGCCGACCAUGCCCAUAAUACAGUGAACAGUUUAAGGACAUUACAGUCAGAAGAGAAGGGAUUCACCUUGCUUUUAUUACUCGAGGACUAGAAGACUUUAAGUGCUCACUGGCUUCACAGCACACUGCCAGGCCCAUCUCAUAGUCAGACCAUGCCUCUAACAUGCCAGUAUUAAUACUGCAAAGAUUUUAAGACCAUUGCUGCAUGGAUGUCUGGUGACCGUCCACGCGCCCUGCUCCCCCCCCCCCCUUUUUUUUUCCUGCCUCCUGCAAGUGUCUGCAUGACGCGCCACAAGCAACCUCGCCUACAGGUCCCAGCAUGCACCUGUCCUGCGGACGGGGUGGGGCCAGGCUGAAGGCAGGGCGAGGUUGGAACCAAAUCAGACGCCAGGUGAGAAAAAUAAGUAACAGGAUCUGCCUUUUCUUUCAGGUCCUUGUGUUUUGUGUGUUUUUAAUGGUAUGAGGCCUUAAGUAGAAGUCAGCACUGUGGUCAUUUGUGUUUCUCUUAAGCCAUGUUUGUAUAUAUUAGUUGCACUCAGUGGGAUUUGGAGGUUGAAUUGGUCGUGUUCGUUUGAGGGUCACUGCUUGGUUGAAAACAUUUCACCGCAGCCUUGGGCUUUAAAAGAAAAACAGGAAUUUUGUCACUUGGGUUUUCAGCCAUCGUGUUUUAUCUCAGGCCUGUGGGACGUUCAGGUUCAGUCUGUUUAGAAGGAAAAACCACUAACACAGGAGUUAAGUUUUCUAUCACAUCCAGGUUUAUUAUGAGUGGUUGUUAUGUGUAAAAUGGGUCUUGGGGGUUACCUCAAAGAUGUCAUAUGGCUCACACUUUAGCCAGCAGGUAGGAUUAUUACUGUAGGAAAACAUAUUAAUUUUACAUACUACUUAUAACCCCACAUAAUCUCAUGCUUAGAUGCAAGGACGUUUAUGGCUUUGUGCUUGACCCCUAUGACCCUUUAGCUUUUUAGUGCUGCUGUCCCUUACAUUCAUCAAUCCAACCAGACCCUCCCACUCAAUUACUGCACUUUUGUUUUUUAUUUAACCUUCAUUUUACUGACAUUAUAUGAAAUAUAUAGGUUCAUGAUAACAUGAUAAUGAAAAAUUUUAGUAUAAUGGGUGCCUGUUGUAACAAUGUCGGCUAACAUUUUGUCAUGAGAUUUUAAUAUAUGUAGCUUUUUUUUUCUUCUUUUUUUGGUAGUUGUGUAGACGCCCACAGAAGAGAAUCCAAAUCAAGCCAAAAGUGUUUUUUUUUUUUUUUUUUUUUUGUUUCUGAAGAAAUGGAAUACUCUGGCUUACACACAUGUACAUGUGCUGCAUUUUGUGCUAAUUAGCUGUAACAUAUUUAACAAAGGACAAGGAGCUUCAGUUUAAUGCUUUGUAUGUUUGUAGGAUUGGAGAGAACAGGAGAGAAGGCUCAUUCAGACUGUUCAUAUCUUUAGAUUAACUGAAAUCAUAUCCACUCCUUACAGUAAAGCAGGAGGUUCAGGUUUGUGUCUUUCUUUGGCUAAAAUGUAAAAUGUCCUCUUCAUGUCUCCCCUCUAAGAUCAUGAUCCUCUGUAAACUACUUAUGGAUAUUAUUCAGUUGCCUCUUUUUUAAUAUAAAGACAUGGAAACAAA